UCAUAUCAGCGCCAGAUACAGACCUGAAAGCCACCGGCGCACACCCACACAGGCAUACGUCGUGGCUUUCCAAUGAAUGCCGUGUUUGUUGACAGGCCACCUGACAGAAUGCUCCACAUGGCACCCGCGAUAGCCAGCGGGGUGAGGUGGGCGUAGUAGUAGAGCAUGAGCACGGCAUUCACCGUCGCCCAGGCAAACCCCAGAGAUAUGAUGCGAGACGCCCACAGACCCUCCUGGUACAUGUACAGCAAGAUGCCCGCAGCCAGGAACGCACUCCUGAACCAUACACCCAUCAAUCAAUACCCACAUCCAACAUGCACAUACGGCGCACACACCGAUGUGGUUGAUGAGAAUGCCUUCGCGGUCGUCUUUCCCUUUCCUUUACCCGGUGAUUUUGGUGAGUGCUUCGAAGUAGACGUUAUACAGCACGUCGCCAGUGAAGAGCAGCAUCAGCGACUGCUCCGGCGAGAAGAGCUGACAGGAACAGCACCCACAGCACCCACACGAUGACCAUUGCUUGCACCAUGCGUGGACUUGCGUACCCAUGCCAU
Molecule: messenger RNA, 551 nt
Organism: Vitrella brassicaformis
Lineage: Eukaryota; Vitrellaceae
Source: the annotation of a GenBank genome assembly